AUGGGUAGUGGCUUUAAUUUUCGACUCUUGUAUCGAGUCGUUUUCUUUUCCUUCUGUCUGAUUUUCGCCUGUUUUUAUCCUGGUGGUGGUUCAGAGUAUGACAGGCGAGAGGAUAAAACAGAACCGAACAAAUUAAAAGAUGAAUUCAAAGGUAAACCCGUGAAUGUUGACAUUUCUCUCAAACAAGGCGAGCGAGUCUCUAACUUGACAGAAAAUGCGAAACAAAUUGAUGGCCGCAAGUCGCGGAAGAAAACUCAUCUUUCAAAGAUGGUUAGAAAAGGUAAAUUUUGAAAAUGUGAGAAUGUUCGCACUUCGGAAACGGCAAAUAUAUUAACCGUAAUUAAUUUUUAGGAACUGCGAUGAAAAUACUCAGAAGUGAUAGAAUACAGAAGCGCCCAGAACCGUCUUCUUCAAUUCCUUCGCCGUCUGAGGUAAAAGUUCCAAGCAACGAAUCGACAACCAUCUCCCACACAAGUGAGACAAAAUGGCAAACUAAUUGGAGCAUGAAAAGCAUAUCGUCAUUGGAAAAUCAAAUUUUUUACCAAAACGACUUAAGAGAAGCAGCCAAAAGAGAAAAGUUCGCUUCACUAACAACUCAACAUCUCCGGAACAGACGUGAAAUUGAUUCAAAAUCUGAGUAUACCCUGGAAGAUCUAUUGAUGUGCAACAAUACAAUCAUCAAUAUAACAUACGAUGAUGAAUACAAAGUUCGAACCGACUUUUCAAUACUCUAUAAGAACAAGGUGUACGAUUAUACUGAGUAUCGAGUUCUGAAUGAUAGCAUAAAGAUUUGUAACUCCACUGAUAACUACGUAAGGAAUAUUUGGAAAGUACGGAAUGAAUGGGUGAAGGCAAGAAUGCACUAUAAAAGUUGCAAUAAACCCAUCAGAGAGUCUGGGCUGUACCGAAAGUAUUACACUGUGAAUAAGCAGUUCACUGUCUAUUACCUAGUUACGAGUCAAUUCUUCACAAGAAAUGACUAUGGGGUGGAAGACGGUAAACUUUAUAUAUGCAAAGAAAAGUUCAGACUCACAACAAGAGAGUAUACUGAGGAAGAUCUACUAAUGUGCAACGAUUCAAUCAUCAAUAUACAAUACUAUGAUGAAUACAAAGUUUGGACUGAUUUUUCAAUACUCUAUAAGAACAACGUGCACGAUUAUACAGAAUAUCGAGCUUUGAAUGAUAGCAUAAAGAUUUGUAACUCCACUGAUAACUACGUAAGGAAUAUUUGGAAGAUACGCAAUAAAUGGGUAAAGAGGAAAAUACAUCAAAAAAGUUGCAAAACACCCAUUAGAGAGUCUUGGUUCCACCGAAAGUAUUACACUGUGAAUAAGCAGUUCACUGUCUAUUUGGGACGUCGUGGUCAAUUUUUCACAAGGAAUGACUAUGGAGUGGAAGACGGUAAACCCUUUACAUGCAAAGAAAAGUUCAGACCGAAAUCAACAAAGUAUACCCAGGACGAUCUAUUGAUGUGCAAUGAUUCGAUCAUCAAUAUAACAUACGAUGAUGAAUACAAAGUUCGAACUGACUUUUCAAUACUCUAUAAGGACAAGGUGUACAAUUAUACUGAGUAUCGAGUUCUGAAUGAUAGCAUAAAGAUUUGCAACUCCACUGAUAACUACGUAAGAAAUAUUUGGAAAGUACGCAAUAAAUGGGUAAAGGCGACAGUACAUCAAAAAAAUUGCAAAAACCCCAUUAGAAAGUCAUGGUUGUACCGAAAGUAUUACACUGUGAAUAAGCAAUUCACUCUCUAUUCGGCAGCUGAACGUCAAUAUUUCACAAGAAAUGACUAUGGGGUGGAAAACGGUAAACCUUAUAUAUGUGAUGAAAAGUUCAGACCCAUAUCAAGAGAAUAUACUGAGGAAGAUCUAUUAAUGUGCAACGAUUCAAUCAUCAAUAUAAAAUACGAUGAUGAAUACAAAGUUCGGACAGAUUUUUCAAUACUCUAUAAGAACAAGGUGCACCAUGAUGCUGAGUAUCGAGUUCUGAAUGAUGGCAUAAAGAUUUGUAACUCCACUGAUAACUACGUACGGAAUAUUUGGAAAGUACGCAAUAAAUGGAUAAAAGCGAGAAUGCAUGAAAAAAGUUGCAAUAAACCAAUUAGAGCUUCUUCGUUGCACCAAAAGUAUUACACUGUGAAUAAGCUGUUCACUGUCUAUUUUGCAAGUCGUGGUCAAUAUUUCACAAGAAAUGACUAUGGGUUGGAAGACGGUAAACUUUAUAUAUGCGACGAAAGGUUCAGACCCGAAUCAACAGAGUAUACCCAGGAAGAUCUAUUAAUGUGCAAUGAUUCAAUCAUCAGUAUAAAAUACGAUGAUGAAUACAAAGUUCGGACUGACUUUUCAAUACUCUAUGGGAACAAGGUGUACAAUUUUACUGAGUAUCGAGUUCUGAAUGAUAGCAUAAAAUUUUGUAACUCCACUGAUAACUACGUAAGGAAUAUUUGGAAUGUACGCAAUAAAUGGGUAAGGUUGACAAGGCAUGAAAAAAGUUGCAAUAAACCCAUUAGAACCUUUUGGUUGAACCGAAAGUAUACUGUGCAUAAGCAGUUCACUAUCUAUCUCGCACCUAGGAGUCAAUAUUUCACAAGAAAUGACUAUGGGGUUCAAGACGGUGAACCUUAUAUAUGCAAAGAGAAGUUAAGACUCGAAUCAACAGAGUAUACCAAGGAAGAUCUAUUAAUGUGCAACAAUUCAAUCAUCAAUAUAAAAUACGAUGAUGAAUACAAAGUUUGGACUGACUUUUCAAUAAACCAUAAAAACAAGAUGUAUGAUUAUACUGAGUAUAGAGUUCUGAAUGAUAGCAUAAAGAUUUGUAACUCCACUGAUAACUACGAAAGGAAUAUUUGGAAAGUACGCAAUAAGUGGGUAAAGUUGACAAUGCAUGGAAAAAGUUGCAAUAAACCCGUCAUAACCUUCUCGUUCAACCGAGCGUAUUACACUAUGAAUAAACAGUUCACUGUCUAUUCGGGUGCCGAUGGUCAUUAUUUUACAAGAAAUGAUUAUUGGGUGGAAGAUGGUAAACUAACAAUAUGCAACGAAAACAACAAACCCACAUCAACAGAGUAUACCCAGGAAGAUCUAUUAAUGUGCAACAAUUCAAUCAUCAAUAUAAAAUACGAUGAUGAAUACAAAGUUCAGACGGACUUUUCGAUACUUUACAAGAACAAAGUGUACAAUUAUACUGAGUAUCGAGUUCUGAAUGAUAGCAUAAAGAUUUGUAACUCCACUGAUAACUACUACGUAAGGAAGAUUUGGAAAGUACGCACUAAGUGGAUAAAGUUUGCAAUGCAUCAUAAAAAGUGCAACAAAUCCAAAUUCGUUUUGAUUUCUCGAGAGAAUUACACUGUGAAUGAGCAGUUCACUGUCUAUCUCGCACUUUGGAGUCAAUAUUUCACAAGAAACGACUAUGGGUUGAAAGACGGUAAACCUUAUAUAUGCAGAGAAAAGUUCAAACCCAUAUCAACCGAGUAUACCAAAGAAGAUCUAUUAAUGUGCAACGAUUCAAUCAUCAAUAUAAAAUACGAUGAUGAAUACAAUGUUCGAACUGACUUUUCAAUACUCUAUAAGAACAAGGUGUACAAUUAUACUGAGUAUCGAGCUCUGAAUGACAGCAUAAAGAUGUGUAACUCCACUGAUAACUACGUACGGAAUAUUUGGAAACUACGCAAUAAAUGGGUAAAGGAACAAAUGCAUCAUAAAAGCUGCAACAAAUCCAAAUUCGUUUUGAUUUCUCGAGAGAAUUACACUGUGAAUGAGCAGUUCACUGUCUAUUUGGGAGGUCGUGGUCAAUAUGUCACAAGAAAUGAGUAUGAGCUGAAAGACGGUAAACCUUAUAUAUGCGAAGAAAAGUUAAGAGCCGCAUCGACAGAAUAUACCCAGGAAGAUCUAUUAAUGUGCAACGAUUCAAUCAUCGAUAUAAAAUACGAUGAUGAAUACAAAGUUCUGACUGACUUUUCAAUACUCUAUAAGAACAAGGUGUACGAUUAUACCGAGUAUGAGUAUCGAGUUCUGAAUGAUAGCAUAACGAUUUGUAACUCCACUGAUAACUACGUAAGGAACAUUUGGAAAGUGCGCAAUAAAUGGGUAAAGGCGACAAUAUAUCAGAAAAGUUGCAAUAAACGAUUUGGAACCUCCUGGUUGGUCGCCCAAAGUUAUUACACUGUGAAUAAACAGUUCAUUGUCUAUUUCGCAGGUGAUGGUCAAUACUUCACAAGAAAUGACUAUUGGGCGACAGACGGUAAACUUAUAAUAUGCGAAGUAAACGAUAGACCCACAUCAUCAGAGUAUACCCAGGAAGAUCUAUUAAUGUGCAACGAUUCAAUUAUCAAUUUAAAAUACGAUGAUGAAUACAAAGUUCGGAAUGACUUUUCAAUACUUUACAAGAAUAAGGUGUACGAUUAUACUGAGUAUCGAGUUCUGAAUGAUAGCAUAAAGAUUUGUAACUCCACUGAAAACGACGUAAGGAAUAUUUGGAAAGUACGCAAUAAAUGGGUAAAGUUGACAAAGUAUCAAAAAAGUUGCAAUAAAUCGAAAAUCGUUUUGUUUUCCGGAGAGAAUUACGUUGUGAAUGAGCAGUUCACUCUCUAUUUGGGAAGUCGUGGUCAGUAUGUCACAAGGAAUGACUAUGGGGUGAUAAACCGUUACCGCAAAUGUUAUACGUGCGAUGGAAAAUUCAGAUCCACAUCAACAGAGUAUACCAAGGAAGAUCUGUUAAUGUGCAACAAUUCAAUCAUCAGUAUAACAUACGAUGAUGAAUACAAAGUUCGGACUGACUUUUCAAUACUCUAUAAGAACAAGGUGUACGAUUAUACUGAGUAUCGAGUUCUGAAUGAUAGCGUAAUAAUUUGCAACUCCACUGAUAACUACGUACGGAAUAUUUGGAAACUACGUAAUUACUGGGUAAAGGCGACAAUAUAUGAAAAAAGUUGCAAUAAACCCAUUAUAUACAUUGAGUUCGACCGAUGGGAAUAUACUGUGCUUAAGAAUUUUGGAAUUCUGAUUUCGGCAACAAAGAAGCUGAUAACAAAGUACGAUUAUGCUGUAUUUGAAGGUAAACUUAUAACAUGUAUGACCGAAUGCGCCAAUUUUACCUUCACUAUAAAGUAUGAAGAUGAAUACAGAGUAUGGAACAAUUUCUCAAUGAUGUACCAAGAUCGAAUGUACUCUUAUGAUGAGUACAGAAUAACGGAUGAUGGUCUACAAGUUUGUAAUUCUUCUGACCAUCUCAUUAAAGAAAAAUGGAGGAAUUUCAUUGUUUCAGAAAAGAUAACGUUUGCUUUCAAACAAUGUGAUGUAUCUGUGGACGGUUUUUACUCCGAAAAUUACACAUUAGAUACAAACUUUACUGUUUUCUUCAAACCUACCAAUCAAAAUUUCACAAGACAAGAUUACGGAGUGAUAUGGGGGUAUUUUGCAAUUUGUUCAAGAAAGCUCAGAUUGUCCUGCAAUGAUGAUUUGGUCACAGUAAAGUACGGUAAUCAAUACAAUGUUUUUAAAAACCUUUCGCUGCUUUACCACAACAAGAUAUACGAUUAUCGCGAAUAUCGAUUAAGCCACGACAGUCUUGAAAUGUGUGCUUCCAAUGAUUCAAGAGCUCAGGCGAUUUGGAGAACGCGAAAUUCGUGGCAAAAGUCAUUACCCGCAUCCUGUUAUCGUUCUUAUAAAUUAAAUGCAAGAUACUACACUGUGACAGAGCAGUUUGCUGUCUAUUCCGCAGAUCACGGUCAAUAUUUCAAAAGAAGUGACUAUGCGGUGAUAGACGGUAAACCUUAUGUAUGCGGCAAAGAAAACUUAAGACCAAUUUUCGUAAUUACAAACUUUAAGAUUAUUAUAGCACCAUUAUGUGCUUUAGCGCUUUCUAUUAUUUCUUUGCUAUUGUUGUUGAUAGUUUACUGCAUGCUUCCAGAACUGCGCACACUUCCUGGUUUGAAUUUAAUGAGUUUUAGUUUUGCCUUGCUGUUGUGGCUGACUUACCUUGUAGUAUUUUUGUCAUUGUAUUCUCAUGUAGGUAAACUGUUUGAGAUACCGUGUGCUAGGCUGUUUGUAGCAAAUAAGUUUAUGACGUAUAGCAUAAUUAUGAAUGCUGCAGUUAAUAUCUAUCACUUAAGGCGAACAUUUUGUGGGAAUACGCUAGUGAAAUCUGAUGAACUGAAGAAGUGGAACAGGUUUUUGAAGUAUAGUUUCUUUAGUUGGGGAGUUCCCAUCAUUAUAACAAUUGUUUACACUGUACUAGUAAAGGAAGAUGUUCUAAGGUUUUAUGAACCUAUUGCGUCGGUGAAGAACGAUGUUCAGUCUGGCUUAAAGUUUUAUCAACGCAUUGUAUCUGUGAAUGGAGAUGCAAUAGCAAAUAAUAUAGGGAUUUAUCAUCAUAUUGCGUCCUUGAAGGAAGAUGUCCUUCGGUCAAAGUGGAGGUUAAAUCAAAGCACUGACACUGCACUUGAAGAUGCCCAGUCGAUGUUUAAUCAAAGCACUGUACUUGGGAAGGAAGAUGCGACGGAAGAUGAUGCAAGGAUUUAUCAACCUAUUAUAUCUUUGAAGAAAGAUGUUCAGUCAAGUUUAAAGUUUUAUGAACGGAUUGUAUUCGCGAAUGGAGAUGGGAAGGAAGAUGAUGCAAGGAUUUAUAAACAGAUUUCUGGAGAUUGUAUCAAUGGUCGAAUUACUCCCGAUUGGUCAGCUGAUGUUGAUGUAUAUGGCCUUCAAGGUUGUCUUUUGUUGUACAUUAUUGGAAUGUUCAUCCUCACUGCUUAUCGAAUUCGCCAAAAACUCAAGGCAAGCAGGAACAUUGCACAGAAAUCGAAUAUUGUUAAGCGUCAUAAAUUUGUCAUAUUGCUCAAGCUGUCGACCACUACAGCCUUAAGUUAUUGGUUUCCUCUCUUCAUAUCUAGAAUCGUGGAUUUUGAUAUCGACAUAAAGAUAGCGCUGUAUACUGUAACGUUGCUUACUGGUGCCUACAUUGGCAUUGCGUUUGUCUUCACACGAAGAAAUUAUCAGUUGCUCAAGAAAAAAUAUUUCCCAGCAAAGAAUAAACCGUCAGUUAACGAAAUUCCGCUGAAUAGACUAUAG
Paramuricea clavata is the source of this 7064-nucleotide messenger RNA. The record is from the annotation of a GenBank genome assembly. Lineage: Eukaryota; Metazoa; Cnidaria; Anthozoa; Malacalcyonacea; Plexauridae.